AACACCCUCACACAACACCUCACACAACACUCACAACACACACUCAUACACCAUGUUGAGUACAAACCGCCACAAAAUAUAUAAUUCCUUCACACACUCACUAUGACAACCAUGCGUGUCGUGGCUCCUUAACAACCAUACGUGUCGUGGCUCCUCUAACGUGAAUGAAAUAGUGAAUAAGGUGAAAAUAAAUAAGGAACACUGAUAAGGAAAUAAUUAGGGCAUUUAGUGAAUAAUAGCGAUAUACUGGUUCAGUUUAUAUAUUGUCCAUUAAUAUAUUGAGUGAUGACAAGUAACGCUAUUAGAGGAAUCAGGAGGAAAAAGUCAUCUCUUUCUGAGGUGAAAAUAGCCGUACUAGGAGCCCCGGGCGUUGGCAAGAGUGCUCUCAUCGUUCGGUUCUCACUAAGAGCAUCGGGAAUACGAUCAUCAAGCAGAACAGUGAAGCCUCUUCGUCAGACACCAUCAGGUGGGCCUGACGGCUUCCUGCUGGUGUACUCUAUUACUGACAGACAAAGCUUCAACUGGGUCAAGAAAAUGCGACUCACAUCAGCGAGAGGAAGGCCAGUGGGCGAGGAGGACUAGGAGGGGCGGCCACCCUCACGCCCACGCCGCCCAUGACCGUGGGUGGGGAUGUAUCACCCAGCCUCGGCCCACCCAUGGUUCUCUUGGCUAAUAAAGCUGACAUGGUCC
This is a messenger RNA of Homarus americanus (American lobster), 690 nucleotides long. RefSeq lists its product as uncharacterized. The record is from RefSeq and is a predicted model, not a curated record. Lineage: Eukaryota; Metazoa; Arthropoda; Malacostraca; Decapoda; Nephropidae. The transcript has 4 exons. Bases 286 to 582 code for a protein of 98 amino acids.